Molecule: messenger RNA, 517 nt
Organism: Anoplophora glabripennis (Asian longhorned beetle)
Lineage: Eukaryota; Metazoa; Arthropoda; Insecta; Coleoptera; Cerambycidae
Product: cytochrome c oxidase assembly factor 5
Exons: 4
Coding region: 139-390 (83 amino acids)
Biological process (GO): mitochondrial respiratory chain complex IV assembly
Cellular component (GO): mitochondrion
Source: RefSeq, a predicted model, not a curated record
UUGCAAAUGUUAGGUUAAGGAAUAAUCGUUCAAGUUAGGUUAACUUGAAAUAGAUAUAUUUACUUAUUUUAUAAUAGUGUUAGUUUCAUACUUACACAUACUUUCUGUGUUUUGGUAAUAAAAUAUAACUUCACGAAAAUGAUGCGUUAUGAGGAAGAAAACGAAAAGUUACAAGACAAAUCAGCUUGUGCUGGAGUUAGGGCUGAUUUAAAAAUGUGUCUCCUAGAAAGCGAUUGCUGUAAAGUGCAUAAGAAGACGCCACGUGAAUGUUUAAAGCUCAAUGAUGGUACAGUUCCAACUCAGUGCCAAGUCCUUCGUAACACCUUCUUUGAAUGCAAACGAUCUUUGUUGGACAACAGACAGAGAUUUAGAGGAAGAAAGGGAUAUUAGAAUAUUUGACUUACCAAAUCAACAAAAGGUUUAGUGAUUUAGUUGUAUAUAUUGAGUGAUUAUUUAUUUUUUAAUAAAGUUGUAACUGAUAUUGGCUUUAUUAAAAAAAACAUGCCUAAUAUGAUUA